Messenger RNA from Cajanus cajan (pigeon pea), 1334 nucleotides. RefSeq names its product P-loop containing nucleoside triphosphate hydrolases superfamily protein. The record is from RefSeq and is a predicted model, not a curated record. Lineage: Eukaryota; Viridiplantae; Streptophyta; Magnoliopsida; Fabales; Fabaceae. Gene Ontology annotation, molecular function: ATP hydrolysis activity.
GGGGAUAAGGUAGGAAACGAAACGAAAUGGCAGUUGCGAGGUGUUGGUGGCUGGCACAGGCAUGGGAUUUGAAGUCGGCAACGGCACUCUCACUCAAAUGGAAAUGUCAAGCAUUUUCUGAAUCCUCUUGUUCUCUUCUUCACAACGACCACGACGAUCUUCAACGUCUCUUACACAUCCUUCCAUCUGAUUUGCAUCACAAUCUCCUCAAUCAACCUAAUCGCCCUCAACUUCUCGAGGUUAUAUUGGAUUUGGGACGUUUUCCAGAAGCGCGUUAUCUAGACAGACACGGAGGCCAGUAUUUAAGGAACACAGAGGUAACGGUGAAGGAGUUGGAAUAUGCUGAACAAGCUGUUGGGGAGUUUGGGAAGGACAAUAGAGCUGGCAUUGAGGGUACGUUGCACAGAAUAUCUGCAAUUAGGAGUAGGAAUGGUGACAUUGUCGGUUUGACGUGUCGCGUUGGGAGGGCAGUCACUGGCCAGAUUGACAUGGUUUGUGAUCUGCUUCAAUAUGGGAAGAGCAUUUUAUUUGUUGGAAGGCCUGGGGUUGGCAAAACUACUGUUAUGCGAGAGAUUGCUCGUGUACUGUCUGACGAGCUUCACAAAAGAGUGGUGAUUGUUGAUACCAGCAAUGAAAUUGGAGGCGAUGGCAAUAUUCCACACGCAGCAAUAGGUGGUGCACGAAGAAUGCAGGUUCCUGACCCAUCUAUGCAACAUAGAGUGAUGAUUGAGGCAGUAGAAAAUCACAUGCCUGAGGUGAUUAUAGUAGAUGAGAUUGGCACAGAAGCUGAAGCUCAUGCUUGCCGAUCAAUUGCUGAGCGAGGAAUCAUGCUUAUUGGGACUGCUCAUGGACAGCAGCUUGAGAAUAUCAUCAAGAAUCCUACACUUUCUGAUCUGAUUGGAGGAAUAGAAACUGUUACUCUAGGAGAUGCAGAAGCCAGAGCGAGAAAUUGUCAGAAGACAAUUCUUGAGAGGAAAGCACCUCCAACAUUUGAUUUUUUAAUUGAGAUGAGAGAUAGACACUACUGGCUUACACAUCAGACAGACAAAAGUGUAGAUAUGUUGCUUCGGGGGAAAGUUCCACAGGUUGAGGUAAGAAGAAGAGAUGAAAAAUGUAAGGUCGUCAUAGAAAAAUCUAAAGCAUAUGAUAAAUGCGCAGUUUGAUUUUUCCCUUUCCUAUAGUAUAAUCGUUUGCUUAUAAAACCCGAUUCCGAUUUAAAGCUAUAAACCUGUUCAUCAUUUUGUAAAUUAUGUAUUUGAUUGAUAUUAUGCAUGUUUGGAUCGGUGUUGGAUGCUUUCGAAAUCCACGUUCAAUCUAAAAUUACAUUUUCUUGC